Choloepus didactylus (southern two-toed sloth) is the source of this 546-nucleotide messenger RNA. Its product is annotated as acyl-protein thioesterase 1-like. Gene Ontology annotation, molecular function: palmitoyl-(protein) hydrolase activity; carboxylic ester hydrolase activity. Gene Ontology annotation, biological process: protein depalmitoylation. The transcript has 2 exons. The record is from RefSeq and is a predicted model, not a curated record. Lineage: Eukaryota; Metazoa; Chordata; Mammalia; Pilosa; Megalonychidae. The coding region runs from base 1 to 546 and encodes 181 amino acids. Gene Ontology annotation, cellular component: cytoplasm.
AUGGGCAGAAGCCUUUACAGGCCAGUUAUGCCUGUAACAUUAAAUAUGAAUAUGACUAUGCCUUCUUGGUUUGAUAUUAUUGGACUUUCACCUGGUUCACAGGAAGAUGAACCUGGAAUCAAGCAGGCGGCAGAAAAUGUCAAAUCUUUGAUGGACCAAGAAGUGAAGAAUGGAAUUCCUUCUAACAGGAUUAUUUUGGGAGGAUUUUCCCAGGGAGGAGCUUUAUCUUUAUAUACUGCUCUUACCACACAGCAGAAACUGGCAGGUGUCAUUGCACUCAGUUGCUGGCUUGCACUUCGGGAUUCAUUUCCACAGGGUCCUAUCACUGGCACUAAUAAAGACAUAUCUAUCCUCCAGUGCCAUGGAGAUUGUGACCCCUUAGUUGCCCUAAUGUUUGUUUCCCUUACUACUGAAAAACUAAAAACAUUGGUAAAUCCAGCCAAUGUAGCCUUCAAAACCUAUGGGGGCUUGAUGCACAGUUCAUGUCACCAGGAAAUGAUGGAUAUCAAGCAAUUCAUUGAUAAAGUCCUACUGUCAGUUGACUGA